This is a messenger RNA of Rhipicephalus sanguineus (brown dog tick), 2260 nucleotides long. RefSeq names its product protein PAT1 homolog 1. Gene Ontology annotation, biological process: P-body assembly; deadenylation-dependent decapping of nuclear-transcribed mRNA. Lineage: Eukaryota; Metazoa; Arthropoda; Arachnida; Ixodida; Ixodidae. Gene Ontology annotation, cellular component: P-body. Gene Ontology annotation, molecular function: RNA binding. The record is from RefSeq and is a predicted model, not a curated record.
AUGUUCACCAAAAGGAAGGCGGAACGACAAGAGCUUCCUGGCGUGGAUGGAGGGGACGGCGACAAACCAAAGUUUAUUCGACCAGAACGAGUGCGCACAGAAUCUAAAAGCUACACGCCAAUCCAGUUUGAGCGGUCGUUGGGAAAGUUGCAAGUGGUGAGUGUCAACUACCCGCGCAAGAUCCUCGACAUGGGUGUUCAGCGGCUGUCCGAAGAUGAAGACCGCAAGGUCCCUCCAGAUCGUCACUUGUUGUGGUUCCGCCAACUUCUGCUUGACAUAGAGAAGCUUUACUCCGCAGUUCUGGAGUAUGAGGAUAGCAGCUGCUCUGCAGAGCGUCGUCUAGAAAUUUCAGAAAAGCUUUUUGCUGAGGUACAGCCCUCUGAAGAACGCUUCAUUCAGGUGGUGGGUGUGCGGAAAGGCCGCUCCUUGGUGCUUCGUGUGCUGCCCAAGCUAAAAGCUGAGCACCAGGUGGCAACAUUGGCAGCUCUGCUGCGCCACUUAUCAUGGUUACAGCGCAAGGACAGGCACGAUGGCACAUUAGAGCGAGGGCUGCUCAGUGCCGUGGCAGUCAUUGAGCACGCUUCUCUGAAUGACCUCAUUCAGCUGGCGGCCAGCUUGCUUAUGAAUCCAGAUGCUGCAUUUCCCAGCAGAUUUGCUCUCCGUGUGGCCUGGGCUAUUGUAGUACAAGCAGAACAACAUUUUCAGCGCGAGGAAGGUGGCCAGACAUUCAGCAGUGAAGUUCACAAGAAAUGGGCAAGACUGCUUUCUGAAAUGGUGGAUUUACUCAUUGCCUCUCUCAAGAAGCAUGACAAUGGCAAAGAUGACACAAGCGACCACUAUAGUGCUGCAGUGCAUCUGCUGUUUCCACACGAGCGUCGUGCCCUUGCGUCACAAUUGCAACGAUUUGCAAUAAACUCUCAGCUUGCUAGCGAGCUAAACACUGCUGCAAAGUCCAGCCAGCAGUCAGAGCUUCAUCAGCAGAAUGGAUUUGGUGACAAAGGUGCGUUUCCCUACUGUGGUGAUGAACCCGUAACUGCUGUUCACUAAGCUACACAUCUUGCGCUCGGUUGUUUUUCUACUGCACUUUAGAAAUUCCCUCUCUGCUAGGAUCAUUAGAAAAGGCAACUCUCUGAGGCUGACUGUUCUCCUGCUUUGUGUGAAUCUCUAUGGCACCUAUGGUGACAUGUCAAGUGAGUCUGGAGGAAUGGGCAGCAUAUUUUUUGCACGAGAUGUUCGGGGAUGUAUGGCAAUUGCUUAACUCACAUGUAGUGUCAGGAGUGCCGUGAUGUCUAUGCAGGCCUGCUGUGCUUUCUUUCUUUUAACUGGAGUGUCGAAGCUUGGCAAGAUUUGAGUGUCUUUACGUACAAAACUCCAAUUCAAGUGCUCACAUAAUGUCGAGCUCUUAUUUUUUUUGUUUUGCUCUUUAAGUGCAUUGUUGCCUCAGGCUAUAAAAGCGAACAAAUCUCUUGCUACCUGUAAUUGGAACGUAUUGGACAGCUGUGGAGAUUUUUUGCCUUAUAUGCACAGCCUUGGUCCUUGAUAUACAUAUGUGCUUAUGCUGUUCAUAUUGCUCCAUGUUUUCCAACACUGCUUUGCUGUGCAGUUUGUUCCUCAUGUGAACCAAACUAAAUUUAGUUCUUUAUUCUAUUACAGUAAUCUGAAGUGUAACAUAUUCUGCCCAUUGUUUGCUAUGAAAAAGCAUGUCUCUAGCUUUAGUGGUGUUGCUGUUGCACUUCAGCAGCUUAGGAGCCUUUGUUUAAAAAACAGGCAACGGUUUCGAGACAUGUCGGUGCAUUGUGAUAAAAAGUAGAUCCUUUUUCAGUACUGCAUUUUUCAAUCCAGAGUUUCCACAGCUGUGUUUCUCAUUCUCAAAGGGCCCCCAUACAUUUGCUUCAGGGGAUGCCUUCUUUCUUGAUCAUUAACUACAAGCGUUUCGAUGUUGGUUUUUUGUCAGAUUUUCUUAUCACCUCAUCUGUGAAAGUGUGACAUUGCACUGUUACAUUGCCAGUUACUUUCGAUAACUGGUCAUCAUAAGGGUAGAGUUGAUGUGCUUGAAACUUAGAUUUGUUCAUUCCUUCCAUGCUUGCGAAUUCUCCUUGGUUCACUAGAGCACACCAUGUGCUGCUCAAAGUGUGGCACUUUCAGCCUAUUAGGCCUUUUUUUUUUUUUACCAACUUCACUAACCUGUGCAUUAUUUUUUUUGCAGUAAAAAUAGAAUAGUUAGAGUUAAAAGAUGUUUUCACCUUAUUUUCUGAAUGCA